AUGUUGUCGGCUGUCGUUGCGGCGCUCGCGGUUGCGCAAGGCGCGUUCGCGCACGAGCAUGUUAUGCAUCGUCGGCUUGAGGGCGAGGGCGACGCGGCGUGGCAUCAUCCGCGCGACCAUCCGAUCUCGCAGCUCUUCAAGCGCUCGUUCCCGACCGACGGCGCGACAUACCCCACCGUGGGCUCUUCUGCUUGGAUCGCGUCGUUCCCCUCCGGCGACGCUACGCCCACUUCCGUUCCCGCUGCAUGGACGUCCGCGCUCGCUGUUGCGCGUGCGGAGGGCAAGAUCCCCGCGCUGAGCAAGGUGCCGGUCGCGACUAUGGGCAGCGACGGGAACCCGCAGUACUCCACUGGCGACCCCAACUCUGCGAGCAGCGUCUGCUCGGUUACGUAUGGGUGUCAGCUGGACACGCAGCUGUGGGACGCGCCGGAUGGGGUGUUGGGUAUUUCGUUUGACGAUGGGCCGUUGCCUGAGAGCUCGCCGGCUCUGUAUAGCUUCUUGACUGAGCACGGGAUCCCGGCUACGCACUUCUUCAUCGGCGCCAACAUCCUCUGGAACUCGGACGAGUUCUCAGCGGCGUACGCCACGGGCGGCGAUCUUGCAGUACACACUUGGACACACCCCUACAUGACGACCCUCACCGACGCCCAAGUCCUCGCCGAGCUCGGCUGGACGAUGCAGAUCAUCCACGACUCGUCGGGCGGGCGUGUGCCGCGCUUCUGGCGCCCGCCGUACGGCGAUACCGAUGCGCGCGUCACCGCGAUUGCGAGCGCGGUGUUUGGGCUGAAGACGGUUAUUUGGAACCAUGAUUCGGACGAUUGGGCUAUCACUUCGGCGUCGGAGCAGACUACUGCGGAGAAUAACAUCAAGUCGUGGUACCAGGGCUCCCAAUCGCCCGGUCUCAUCAUCCUCGAGCACGAGCUCCGCGACUACACCGUCAACACGUUCAUGGAUACCUGGUCCUACGCCGUCGCAGCGGGAUGGACCGUCAAGUCCGUCGCCGAGCUCGACGGGACUAACAAGCCCUAUCAAAACGCCGUCGGGCCUACGGGUGCAGUUACAAGCCAGGCUGUCGUUACCGCUGCGACGAAGACGACCGCCACAACAAAGGCUACAUCUACCACUACGACAAAGGUCACGACUACAUCCGCAGCCGCGACGUGCGGCGUGAAGAGGAGGUACUCUGGUGCAUACCAGAGGAGGUCAAGUUUGUGA
Molecule: messenger RNA, 1215 nt
Organism: Peniophora sp. CBMAI 1063
Lineage: Eukaryota; Fungi; Basidiomycota; Agaricomycetes; Russulales; Peniophoraceae
Source: the annotation of a GenBank genome assembly